Messenger RNA from Coregonus sp. 'balchen', 9524 nucleotides. The record is from the annotation of a GenBank genome assembly. NCBI's taxonomy places the organism in Eukaryota, Metazoa, Chordata, Actinopteri, Salmoniformes, Salmonidae.
AUGGAACUACCUAUCCACACAUACCUGGUCCAAGGUAAGUUAUGAUAGAAGUGUUGCCUUAAGGUUGUGAUAUGAAGUCAUGUUUUAGGGAAUUAGUUUUGUGUGGAAUUUUGGCAAACAAACGUUGGGAUUAAUUCCUGUCAAGCACUGUCCUAGCCUCUACUCCACUCCGCAAGACACUGUCCAGAUUCAAACCAAAGCUGCUCUGGAAUACAAAUGUGCCCGCGGAAGGCACCAUAGCAGAAAAACAACAACAUUAUUAACUAUGAAAAUGAAAGCAGUGACAGCUUGCAAAGCAGCUUGUUCACCCCCCAUUAGUCCAUAGACGAGGACACGGUGACGUUCAAACAAACUGAUUUGAAUGUAGAUGAUCUGGUACAUUGAUCAUGACGUAAUGUAUGUGGUCAUGUAGAAACACUGUUCUGUUUAUAUUAUAAUUAGUCAAUAUGUUGGUACUAUUGAUAUUAUUGAUUAUUGAUAUUGUACUGCACUGUUGAGAGAGAUUGCAAGUAAGCAUUUUACUGCACUGUUUAUACCUGCUGUGAACUGUGUACAUGACGAAUACAAUUUGAUUUCUAUUUAGUACAUAAACCAUAUAGGCUACGACAAGGAUUUGUAAUCAUAUGAAAAUCAUGAACAACAUGCUAUAUCUUUUUUAUAAUCAGUUCAAAUAGAGUGCAAUAUUAGAUCUUAUUGCCUAUGACAGGUUAAACAGUCAUGGUUUGAAUGGUGGAAUGGCAUGAUGAUCCCAGCAGUGAUUGUGUACUGUGUUCUCUCCCACCCCCCUUAGACUCCAGGGUACGAGGAUGGCUCCUGUUGGACUCGUACCUCCCCACCCUCUCCCUCACCAUCCUUUACCUCCUCACAGUAUACCUGGGAUCAAAAUACAUGAGGGACAGGCCAGCGUACUCACUCAAGGGUGUCUUACAAGUGUACAACUUCUCUGUGACCAUGCUCUCCUUGUACAUGCUGGUUGAGGUAAGUUGUUCUAAGACAAACCUCAAGAAGAGAGAUGUCUGUGAGUCGGGGGCUAUGAGUGCCUUUAUAUCCUGGGUUGUGUUCAUUAGCCAUCAAACAUACUGACAGGGAGGGAGGGACUACCUUGACUUGUCCAAUAAGAAUUGCACAUUUUCAUUUUCCGUUGCAAAACACUUUGAAAUGUUUUCCGUUGCGUGCCCUAAUAAACAUAACCCUGGGAAAGGGCAUCUGUAAAUGGAGUGUGUGUUACUGACACACCGUAGGUGGAAAGAGCAUUACUCUGUCAGACAAGUCAGAAGACAUCUAUAUUAAUAACAUCCUAGUAUUAUACAGCCGGCAAAAGUGAUGCUGAUGCUUCGAUAAAUUAUUUGUGUGAAAACAUAUGUGAUGCCUCAAAGUGAUGUUCUUUCACCCCUCCGAGCGUGUUUGUGAGUGUGUGUGUGUGUAUAUAUAUAUAUAUAUACACUGAGUGUACAAAACAUUAAGAACACCUUCCUAAUGUUCCCACGAUUGUGUCAAGUUGGCUGGAAUGUCCUUUGGGUGGUGGACCAUUCUUGAUAAACACAGGAAACUGUUGAGUGUGAAAAACCCAGCAGCAUUACAGUUCUUGACACAAGCCGGUGCGCCUGGCACCAAAUACCUAACUACCAUACCCCGUUCGAAGGCACUUAAAUCUUUUGACUUGCCCAUUCACCAUCUGAAUGGCACACAUACACAAUCCGUCUCAAUUGUCUCAAGGCUUGAAAAUCCUUCUUUAACCUGUCUCCUCCCCUUCAUCUACACUGAUUGAAGUGGAUUUAACAAGUUACAUCAAUAAGGUAUCAUAGCUUUCACCUGGAUUCACCUGGUCAGUCUAUGUCAUGGAAAGAGCAGGUGUUCAUAAUGUUUUGUACACUCAAAUCAAAUCAAAUCAAAUUUUAUUCUGGGCCACAUCCUGACUGAUGGCAGCCCAUUCUUGCAUAAUCAAUGGAGUUUGUCAGAAUUUGUGGGUUUUUGUUUGUCCACCCGCCUCUUGAGGAUUGACCACAAGUUCUCAAUGGGAUUAAGGUCUGGGGAGUUUCCUGGCCAUGGACCCAAAAUGUCGAUGUUUUGUUCCUCGAGCCACUUAGUUAUCACUUUUGCCUUAUGGCAAGGAGCUCCAUCAUGCUGGAAAAGGCAUUGUUCGUCACCAAACUGUUCUUGGAUGGUUGGGAGAAGUUGCUCUCGGAGGAUGUGUUGGUACCAUUCUUUAUUCAUGGCUGUGUUCUUAGGCAAAAUUGUGAUAGAACCCACUCCCUUGGCUGAGAAGCAAACCCACACAUGAAUGGUCUCAGGAAGCUUUACUAUUGGCAUGACACAGGACUGAUGAUAGCGCUCACCUUCUCCGGACAAGCUUUUUUCCGGAUGCCCCAAACAAUUGGAAAGGGGAUUCAUCAGUGAAAGUGACUUUACCCCAGUCCUCAGCAGUCCAAUCCCUGUACCUUUUGCAGAAUAUCAGUCUGUCCUUGAUGUUUUUCCAGGAGAGAAGUGGCUUCCUCGCUGCCCUUCUUGACACCAGGCCAUCCUCCAAAAGUCUUCGCCUCACUGUGCGUAUAGAUGCACUCACACCUGCCUGCUGCCAUUCCUGAGCAAGCUCUGCACUGGUGGUGCCCCGAUCCCGCAGCUGAAUCAACUUUAGGAGACGGUCCUGGCGAUUGAUGGACUUUCUUGGGCGCUCUGAAGCCUUCUUCACAACAAUUGAACGUCUCUCCUUGAAAUUCUUGAUGAUCCGAUAAAUGGUUGAUUUAGGUGCAAUCUUACUAGCAGCAAUAUCCUUGGGGCGACAAUGCAAAUAGUCUGGGUAGCCAUUUAAUUAGAUGUUCAAGAGUCUUAUGGCUUGGGGGUAGAAGCUGUUAAGAAGCCUUUUGGACCUAGACUUGGCGUGUGGUAGCAGAGUGGUAGCAGAGAGAACAGUCUAUGACUAGGGUGGCUGAAGUCUUUGACAAUUUUUAGGGCCUUCCUCUGACACCUCCUAGAAUAGAGGUCCUGGAUGUCUGUGUGUGUGUGUGUGUGUGUGUGUGUGUGUGUGUGUGAAUGUUUGAAAAGGCCAGGCCCUGUGGCAAUAGCAAGUUGACAUUUAUUGUCAUGAAUCUUAGCCUGGAGGAAGAACUGAGUGAUUUCCGCUAGAUGGGCCAGCUGCGAAGUCAAAAUUGGUUAUAUUGUACAAAUUAAUGAAAACAAAAAAAUAUUUUUAGUCUUAAUUUAAGGUUAGGGUUAGAUAUUAGGUUAGCAGUGUGGUUAGGGUUAAGGGUAGGGUUUUGUUUAAAAUCCGAUUUUAUGACUUUGUGGCUGUGCCAGUUAGUGACCACUCUGCAGAGCUGCCUCCAGAACAACAUUCAUAACUCAAAACGCUAACCUGCGUGGCAAGACAGGAAGUCACAGUGUAGUCAUGCUUCACUUUCCUCAGGGAGAUAGAAAGAGAAUAAUGAUGGGAGAGAGAUAAGGGGGAUGGGGAGGAGUCAACGCUUGGUACUAUCUCACAUUUGCUCCCUUCCCCUCACUCUCUCUGUCUCACCCCCCAAUCUCUCUCUCUCUCUCUCUCUCUCUCUGUUGACCUGUAUUGUCUCUCGUUUCUCCGUAUCUCUCUGUUUUCGGUUCUCUCUCUUCUGUCUUCUUCUCUCUGUCUCUCUAUUCUCUCAUCUCUCUCUCUCAUCUCUCCUCUCUCUCACUCUCUCUCUCUCUAUCUGUCUCUAUCUAUCUCUCUGUAGGUUUCCCUCUCUCCAGUCUCUCGUCUCAUCUGGGCUCUCUCGGUCUCUCCCCUCCAUCUAUUUAUCUUCUCUCUCCUCAGCUCAUCUGUCUCCCCCUCUCUCUGUCUCUCCAUAUCUCUCUAUCAUCCCUCUCGCCUCUCUGGCCUAUAUCUCGGGUCAUCCUCCCCUCCAUCGCUUUCUAUUCUCUCCGCCUCCAUCUCUCUGUCUCCUCUCUCUCUCCAUCUCUCUCUCUCUCUCUCUCUCUCUUCUCUCUGUCUCUCCGUCUCUCUCUCUCUCUCUCUCUCUCUCUCUGGCUCUCUCGGUCUCUCCCCUCCAUCUCUUUCUCUUCUCUCUCCUCCUCUCUCUGUCUCCCUCUCCCACUGUGACCUCUGGGCAUGGGCCCGUCUGCUGACUCAUAUGACAUGUUGGUCCAGAAGCCAGAUCAGCUCUGAUUCCAGGCUAGGUGAGAGAGUGAAGGACCAUACAGACAGAUUGCUCUCACUGGAAACCCUUCUAGGCAGGCUCCCACUCUUGCACAAUACAGAUUUAUACUAUUUAUAUUGCUAGAAAGAUGAUACUGUUAUGUAAUAGUAGAAAUGUAAAUCAUGAAGAUCUCUAGAGUGUAAGCUAUGUCUAAUGUCUAUAUGAUAGGCAAUGUGUGAAAUAAAGCUUGAGGUGUAUUUUGUAGGUUGUAUUGUUAGUUCACGGCCCCGGGAUCCUUUCUAUGGAUGGGCCCAGUUGAAAAGGCCUGAAGAGGAGUCUGUACUGCAUUAUGUGCUACUAACAUAUCCUCCAUCUUAAACUGUUGGUGUGCACCACCUUUCAUUUGACUUAAUGAAUAAUCGAUAUGUUUCAAUGCCCAUAACCCUCGGUUAUCUCAGAUCUCUUUCACCCCUAUGAAACUAUCAGUGUAUCCAUCAGUUGGCAGGUAGCCUAGCGGUUAUGAGUGUUAGGCCAGUAACCAAAAGGUCGCUGGUUCAAAUCCCUUAGGCUGACUAGGUUACAAAACUGUCUAUGUGCCCUUGAGCAAGGCACUUAACCCUAAUCGCUCUGGAUAACAGUGUCUGCUAAAUGACUAAAAUGUAAGUGUAGAUGUCCUAAAGACAUAUAGGGAUGGUUUCACAGCUUGAGCCUAGUCCUAGACUGAAAAGUAUUCUCCAAUGAAAGUGUUAUAUGGUAUUGACUGUUGUUUACUCCACGGAUAAACUUGAUUUGUGUGUGAAUCCUACACAUGUACACUACAUACAUUCACUAAAGAGUAGAGCGAGGGAGAGAACAUGUACACUACAUACAUUCACUAAAGAGUAGAGCGAGGGAGAGAGGGAGAAGUAUGCUGUUGUAGGAGGAGAACAAUGACCUGGGAUCUAUUUGUCGAGCACUGGGAUCUAUUUGUCGAGCACUGGGAUCUAUUUGAUGAGCACUGGGAUCUAUUUGAUGAGCACUGGGAUCUAUUUGAUGAGCACUGGGAUCUAUUUGAUGAGCACUGGGAUCUAUUUGAUGAGCACUGGGAUCUAUUUGAUGAGCACUGGGAUCUAUUUGAUGAGCACUGGAAUCUAUUUGACGAGCACUGGGAUCUAUUUGACGAGCACUUGAGCACAAUUAGGUUGCGGAGAGCAGUCACAUAUCCCUCUUUGUGGAAGUUUAUACAGGGGUGACCUAAUCUGACCUAAUCUGACUUGAUCCUGACCUAAUCUGACCUAAUACCAUUAGAACUGCUCACUGGGUUAGACUGACACGGCAGAGAAAGAGAGGGAGGGUCGGGCUACUGCCUCAGCUCAGUCAGUCAGGACAGGGAUACAGAUGUGUGUGGGGAGGGGUCUGUGGGGGAAGGGGUGGGGUGUGUGUGGGGCAGGGUGGGGUGUGUGUGGGGUGUGUGUGGGGCAGGGUAGGGUGUGUGUGGGGUGUGUGUGGGGCAGGGUGGGGUGUGUGUGGGGUGUGUGUGGGGCAGGGUAGGGUGUGUGUGUGGGGCAGGGUGGGGUGUGUGUGUGGGGCAGGGUGGGGUGUGUGUGGGGCAGGGAAAUUGUGCAUGACUGUGUGUGUGUGUGUGUGUGUGUGUGUGUGUGUGUGUUACAGGGAAAUGGUGCAUGACUGUGUGUGUGUGUGUUUGGGUGAGAGUUAUACUGUGACGUUGACCAUGGUGUUUUGGUUGCAGCUUGUCUGUGCAACCUCGUCGGCAGGCUACCGUCUGCAGUGUCAGGGACUCCACGAGGCAGGGGAGGCGGACCUCAGGGUGAGUGACACCAUGGCUGACUCACUAAUCCUUCCCACCAUCUGCCCUUCCUCUGUCUACUCCAUGACUGGCCUCUGAAAACCAUUGAAAUAGAAAUGCACAAAUGUAUCUAAUAAAUAACACAAACCUACUCUUAACAUUUUGAAGAAAGGAACCAUGUAGUGUUGACUGUUGUUCCCUUACUACUUAUUAUAAACGUUACAACCAUCUAGUUAAGAAAUGCAAUGUCUCCUGCACUCGCAUAUCAAGUGUCUCAACAGAUGCUAUCAUUGCUAUGUCUGUUCAUAGACAGUACAUUAUGAGUUGAAACUAUGGAGCUCGUAUAAACCAGUUCUCCGUGACUCAAGUCAAAUAUGCUAAAGCCCUCGCUGUGUAGCCUCGAACAACCAGCCUGAUCUCGUAUACACGGAUACAGUACAGAGAAUAAUUUAUGUAAGCUCGCGAGAUCAGGCUGGUUGUCCGAGGCUACUUGCUGUUUCCAGAGUGGGAGGAAAUGCUAGAGGUCCAGGUCUCUCUGAGGAAAGUGUGGUAGAUAUGUGAGUACCAUCACAUGCUGCUACCUCCUCCAACUUCAAAAGGAAAUGGGCCGUAUGAUAUAAUUCUGUCAGCUAGUGUCCACGAAUGGCAUCCCCCCAUCCCCCAUCUUCUGCACCUCUCUCCCCCCUAGUUUGAAAACAUUGUAUCUGAAUGUGAUGUAAAGCAACAUAUGCAAGAAUACAAAUGUGUAAUGUAUUAAACACAAAGAGAUUGUGGCACAAGUUCAUUACAAUGUAUUACAAUUAAAUGAAUUACAAUGAAUUACAUAAGUUAAUUACAGUCACAUGAACUGUAAAUGACAGAAUAAUAAUGAAUGUUCACUGCUACACUGAAAUAUUGAAAUUACAUCGUGGUCACAUUUUUGGUGUUAUUCUGAAGUACUUCUUUAAGUAACAGGGUCAUAGUUACAGACACGAUCAUGAAAGGGAAGCUGAUGCAGUACUGACCAUAUGACUGCACAGUCCCCUUUAAGCUCUUCUAUAAACUCCACAGGUAGCCAAGGUGCUGUGGUGGUACUACUUCUCCAAGGUCAUUGAGUUCCUGGACACCAUAUUCUUUGUGCUGCGGAAGAAGAACAGCCAGAUCACCUUCCUGCACGUGUAUCACCACGCCUCCAUGUUCAACAUCUGGUGGUGUGUUCUGAACUGGAUCCCCUGUGGACAGAGUAGGUCACACCCACUUCCACCCACAUCACUGUUAGAAUGCAUCCUUCAAAGGGACUUGAUUGAUCUAAGAAGGGGCUCUGGGCGUGGUAUAGGCAGAGACGGAAGAGGGAAGCGAGACAUCUCAAUCGCUCCUUUUUUCUGGUUCAUAUACUAUACUAAGUACAUAUACUAAGCAGACCAGACCAUAGAGCUAUAUAGAGGACUCAUCUUUGUAUCUGUGCCAUUAUAGCUUCUGUGACAGCAUGGGCAACGCCACUGAGGCUACCUCUAUUUUAAAAGAGUCCAUUAUCUUCUUCUUCACGACUGGCUGAUCCCUCCUUAUGAUCCGGAUGGACAUGACUCCAACAGGGUCACCAGGAGGGAUCAGGCAGUGAAGUUGGAAAUCCCACCCAGUUGACUAUAUGAAAACAGGGGAAGCUCUCAAUAGCGCUGCCCAUGCUAAUACGGCCUUUUAGCCAUCAUUCUCUAUGGACCAGACCCAGCUGCUAAUGUAUUGGUGCCUAUGGGAGAGCCACCCCUUUUCAAUGGCAAACGGCCUGAGUGGGACAUCUUCAUUUAUCCACCAUCUUUGAUAUAGGUUAAUGUUAGGGUCAGAUGGAGACUAGAGAUGUGGUUGAUGUUCUUCCUGAGGAAACUUUCUAAAACCUAUUCUUCAAUGUUGGAGCCCAAAGGGGGUAGUUCUGAUUCUGCUGAUUACGCCAACGUUCUUCAAGCAGGUUAACUAGCCCAAACAACUUGAACAUGUCCCUGCUACAAGCAAUUUGCAAAUGCUGCUUUAUUCCUUUUCUCACUGUAAUUGUGUUGCCUUUGUGACAGUGACAGACCAAACUGCUGAAUUUCAAUGUGAAAAGUUUGUCAAAUAUGUCAAUCAAUAAUUCAUUUCUCCAAUAUCUUUUUCAAGGUUUCUUUGGGCCGACUCUUAACAGUUUCAUCCACGUGUGUAUGUACUCCUACUAUGGCCUGUCCACAAUACCUUCCAUGCAGAAAUACCUCUGGUGGAAGCGUUACCUGACUCAGGCUCAGCUAGUGAGUAAAUUCCUUUCAUGAAAUGAGUGCUUGUUUCCAAUCAAGCCUGUAUGAUCUUACUUGAACAGUGAAGGGAACUACUCUUCUAGUCUAAGAACAAUGGCCAACAUUAACUAUAGAUCUGGGACGAUAAGAGCCACGCAGGUUAGAGAAAUGAUAAGACCCCUGACAGGGGGGUUUCCCCCUCUUUGCUCUCUCUGUCUCAGAUCCAGUUUAUACUGACCAUCACACACACCCUGUCCGCGAUCGUCGUCCCUUGUGGUUUCCCCGUCGGAUGCCUGCUCUUCCAGUUCUCCUACAUGGCCAGCCUCGUCAUCCUCUUUGUCAACUUCUACAUCCAGGUACGACCGGGGUAACCUUCACAUGAACACGGGAUUAAAACUGGGCUGUGUAUAAUAGGACACGAGAAGAAAAAUGCUUUAAAAUGUUUUGCAAACAGAACGUGUGUUUCUUAUUGGGAAAGUCCACAAAUACGACCAUGUUAGAGCUUAAUUUAAAGGCAUGUCUGAAUAUUUAUGUUGGUUUUUCAAUGGUCAUAAGUUGCCUGCUUUUAUCCCAGACCUACAGGAAAAGACGGCCAGGAGAAUCCAUCAAGUCCAGUCACCCGAAUGGCCACUCUGUCUCCACCAAUGGCACCAGCCUCAAGAAGAGAAAGUAGUAUUCGGACCUGGUUGUCAAGACAACAACCUUCUUCAACAACCACCAGAAUCUAUACGUGCCGUGACACUACUGCUAAAAUGCUCCAAAACAGGGAUAAACAUCAGUAUGUAUGUUGCAUUUUUGUAUAGAAUACUUCGUACUUAAUUUUUGUAUCAAAUCCUUUGUUUGGUUUCCUUGAAGCUUGACAACGUAUGUAUAACAUACUGUGUGUACAGGAAUGAGGCGCUCAUUUCCGUUGCACUUUCAAUUGCUGAAAUGCAAGUGUGAAAACUCCAUCCAUUCCUUACCACGCAGUAAACUAUGCAGUUCAUAGUUUUAUUCUCAUAGUGUAAAAACCUGAAUACAAUCAGCAAUUUCCACAAUACUUUGACAUAAUUUACUUUGCUAUAAAGUCAAACAUUGCUUUAUUGAAUAUAGCCCAUGUGUACAGUGUAUACUCACCGAAAAUAUCACUCCAGAGCAUUCACUUAAAUCAUUGUUAAACUAAAGAUGCCUUAGAAACACUGCAAGACCUUAUACCUGAUGUAUCACAAUGUAUUUGAAUGUCUUUGUUUACGGGUGCAAAACAUGCUGGUAAACAUUUGACUGGUUCUGUAGAAAAAGCAAUAUUGAACUGGCUUUCCUGACGACUUUGGUAGACUUUGUACAUUGAGAAAUGCAACCACUUAUCAAUAUCUUUGAAUGGCUAUCAGCAAACAGACAAAAUAAAAGUACUUUAAAAAA